AGUGCGUCCGCAUUUCUCGUUCAUGGUCGCGAUGACCCAGCUUCCACCUGCACCUGCGCACCAACGCCGCCGCCUGCUGCCAGCCUCCGUCCUCGACAUCCCAGGCAUCGUCAUCGCGAUCGUCCAGUUGACGCCUGAACGGCGAGACAUCUUCUCGCUCGUUGCGGCGCUGCCGGCGACCUCGCGCUCCCCAGCGCUGACAGCACUCGUACUGUGCUUGCGAUCGGGGUACGCUUGGCCCACGCUGUGCGUCCCCAGCGUGCACGCCACCGAGAUCGAUUGGAUUUGCGCAGCGAUACCUGUUUUUCCGUCGGCCAUCAUCGCCGGCGUCUGCUCGAGCGGUCGCUGGCAAGCCGGUGAUCCAGGGUUCCAAAUCCCCUUUUGCGGGUUUCUGAACAAGUGGGCCCCCAAGAUGACGGCCUUGAACAGCCUCGCCAUCAAGGAUCUCGAGCACCGCCGUGAGUUGGGCCGCGUACUGGCUCGCUGCUCACGUCUUAAGAAGGCGAUGCUCUUGACCAGCCACGUGGACCUUCUCGAGACCGUGACGUCGCCACGUCAUUGUGUCUCGGAGCUGGACCUCCGCUGCGACAGCACCAACGACCAUGCGCGCGCGCUCAUUGCGCCAUUGCGACGUUGGCUGGCGUCUGGUCAUGCUCGCCACUUGUCGCUGCUUCAAGUUGCUAUCCCGAUGGACGCGGGUCUGGGGCAUGCUUUGGCCACAUCCCGAACGCUCUCGAGCCUUUAUUUAUUCGAGUCGUCGGAGAGCGUGGUCCACAGCCUUGUCGCCCACGGCGCGACAAUGGCGUCUCUCUCGGAGCUCGUUCUUGACAGGUGCUCGGCCGAGAGCAUUGUGGGUCUUGUUCCGCUGCUGCCGUUGAAGCGAAUGAAAAAACUUGACUUUUGCGUCGCAGUACCCAACGGCCCCGAGAUCGGCGACGUCAUCACAGCAGCGCUGCCCCACUUGUCGGGCCUCGAGCAUUUCACAUUGACGAGCGCUUGCGUCAGCGUGAGUGCCAUGCGACCACCCACCGCGCUGACGUCGACCCUUCGCACGCUCGAGUUCUGCAACGUCAGCUUGUCCGUCGCGUGUCUGGACGCAAUACUCCUUUGGGCCACGAGCUCGACGCGUCUUGAGUCGGUUCUGUGGAAGUAUUGCGCGAUCUUUGGCCAAAGUAUCGACGUCACGGCGACCUGCUGGGGCACGUUACCGUUGGCCGAGGCAUUGCGCGCGACGCACGCCCCCGUCAAGUUUGAGCUGGCCCUCCAUGGCAAUAAGAUGGAUCUCCACGAUGUGCAAGCGCUGCUCGAGGCCGUCGCAACGUGCACCAACGUGUCGGUCCUGCUCCCGACCCAAUGUCGUAUGUACUUGAAGGAAGAGAGCGACCCCCACGUCGCCCAGGCUCGCGCCGCCGGCGUCACCAUCGACACUUGGUCAUACCGCCUCCACAGCCCUGUUGUUGUUGCGCCUGCGACAACAAACACGUAG
Saprolegnia diclina VS20 is the source of this 1486-nucleotide messenger RNA. RefSeq lists its product as hypothetical. Lineage: Eukaryota; Oomycota; Saprolegniomycetes; Saprolegniales; Saprolegniaceae. The record is from RefSeq and is a predicted model, not a curated record. The transcript has 2 exons. Bases 23 to 1486 code for a protein of 487 amino acids.